Molecule: messenger RNA, 1718 nt
Organism: Chinchilla lanigera (long-tailed chinchilla)
Lineage: Eukaryota; Metazoa; Chordata; Mammalia; Rodentia; Chinchillidae
Gene: Gtf2a1l
Product: general transcription factor IIA, 1-like
Exons: 9
Coding region: 69-1553 (494 amino acids)
Biological process (GO): transcription by RNA polymerase II; transcription initiation at RNA polymerase II promoter
Cellular component (GO): transcription factor TFIIA complex
Source: RefSeq, a predicted model, not a curated record
AUGCCACUGAGCUAUAUCCCCAGCCCUGAGGGAAUCCUGUAGAACGCUGGAAUUUUCAUUUUGUUCUGAUGAAACAAUUUGAACUAAGCAACUCAACUAAAUUCCUGUUUGCCAUUUUUCAUCGGUGGAACCUGUACCAGUCUAAACUCUACAGAUCUAUAAUCGAAGAUGUAAUUGAAGGAGUGCGGCAUCUGUUUGCUGAAGAAGGUGUAGAGGAGCAUGUUUUGAAGGACUUGAAACAGCUCUGGGAAACCAAAGUUUUGCAGUCUAAAGCUACAGAAGACUUCUUCGGAAAUAGCGUCCGUUCACCUUUAUUCACCCUUCAGCUGCCGCACACCUUGCACCAAACAUUGCAGUCAUCAACAGCAUCAUUAGUUAUUCCUGCUAAUAGAACUCUUCCGGGUUUUACCACAGCAGAAUUGGGCACCUCAAACUCCGGUGCAAGCUUUACUUUUCCUGGGUAUCCUAUUUAUGUACCAGCAGGUGUGACAUUACAGACUGCAUCUGGUCACCUUUAUAAAGUUAAUGUACCGAUUAUGGUGACACAGACUUCUGGAAGACCAAGCGUUCUUCAGCACCCAGUUCAAGUAUUCCCGCAGCUUGGGCAGCCUUCCGUAAUACAGGGCCGUGUUGCGCAGUUAAACCCAUGUUCUCUGCCAGCAACUACCGAGAAGUCACAAAGAAUGGGCGCUGUGCUACAGCAACCCGCGGUUCUACACUCUGGGCCAGUAGAUAGGAGACGCUUAGAAAAUGCCACCGGUGCUAUAUUUGUGCCUCCAGGAACAGAGCAUGGGAUGCUGUCAGAGACUUUGCUGAGCCGGCACGAAAACUCGCAGUGUGCCCGUGGGUCAGGCGCUGUGUUUCCUUCUCAGGCCUCUCCCGUAGCCUCUGGUGCGGAGCCAGUGCUCAGUGUUCCUGCGCGCGUGACUCAGAAGCUGCUCGGUGGGGGUCUCUCUGCGGGCUCUCAGGGGCCUCUUCACCAGCAAGUCAGUGGUGCACAGCUCCCGCUUCUGAAGAACUGUGUGUGUGGCGGCGCUUCCAUAAAUCAGCCAGGAGAAGUGGUAGAGCCCAGCAGCCUGCCCAUAUCCGAGGAGACUUCAAAUUCUCAAGUGGAUUUGAGCAGUCAGUUAACUGAUGAUGAUAUUAAUGAAAUAAUUCAAAUAGAUGGGACUGGUGAUACAUCUUCUAAUGAAGAAAUAGGAAAUAUGAGAGAUGCAGAAGAGAAUGAGUUUCUAGGAAUUAUUGAUGCAGGCGAUCUGAAGGUGCUCGAAGAGGAAGCUGACAGUAUCUCCAAUGAAGAUUCAGCCACAAACAGUAGUGAUAAUGAAGGCUCUCAAGUAGACACUGUGGACGAGGACCCUUUAAAUUCUGGAGAUGAUGUUAGUGAGCAGGAUGCACCAGACCUGUUUGACACAGAUAAUGUGAUUGUCUGUCAGUACGACAAGAUUCAUCGAAACAAGAACAAGUGGAAAUUCUAUUUGAAAGAUGGUGUUAUGUGUUUUGGAGGGAGAGACUAUGUGUUUGCAAAAGCCAUUGGUGAUGCAGAGUGGUAAAACCUAUGAGCUCAGUACAUCAGUUUUGUGAACAUCCUUGGAACUAUGCUACGUACAAUGAAACUUAUUUUUAUCUUAAAUGUAUAUAGUCCAUCACAAAACAGCUCAAAUUUUUAGUUCACAGUAUUGAACUUAAUAAAAUUAUAAUUGAGAUGCAGAUAUAAA